AUGGAGGGUAGUGACCGAUGGGCUUCGCCCAUGCCUGGCUCCGUUCUCCUGGGAGCGGCUGCGGUGUUAGCUUCGUUAUUAAUCCUUUUGUUAUUCAGAUGGUACUGCGGUAGCUCAAUCACGGCAAAAGGGAGGCUGCCGCCGGGGUCUAGGGGUCUCCCCGUCCUCGGGGAGACCCUCCAGUUCUUCGCCGGGAGCCCAUCUCUGGAGCUGCACCCGUUCUUCAAGCGACGCCUUGAAAGGUACGGCCCGAUUUUCAGGACGAAUUUGAUCGGUGUAGACCUCGUCGUCUCCCUCGACGCGGAGCUGAACAACCUGGUGUUCCAGCAAGACGAGAGGCUCUUUGAGAACUGGUGGCCGGAGUCGGUGAUGAGGAUCUUCGGCGCCGAGAGCAUCAUCCCAUCCAUGGGGUCCUUCCACAAGCACGCCAAGAACCUCAUCCUUCGGAUCUUCGGCCCCGAGAACCUCAGGCUGGUCCUGCUCCAGGACGUGCAGAGGACGGCUCAGGCGAGCCUGCUCUCGUGGCUUGACCUGCCAAGCGUCGAGCUCAAGGAGGCGACCUCCAGUAUGAUAUUCAGCGUGACGGCCAAGAGACUCAUCAGCUACGACUCCUCAAGCUCAGACGGGAAGCUGUGGAAACAGUUCGACGCGUUCAUUCGGGGGCUCCUAGCGUUUCCACUUUACAUUCCUGGGACAGCCUUCUACCAGUGUAUGCAGGGGCGAAAGGAAGUCAUGAAGAUACUGCGUAAACUUUUCGAUGAAAGGAAAAAGGCGCCUUCUCGACGGGAAAAAGUUGAUUUUAUUGAUCUCUUGAUCGACACUAUCAAGGAGGACAAGCUUGCAAUGAGGGACAAUUUUGCACUGAAUUUGAUCUUCCUACUGCUCUUCGCUGGGCAGGACGAACAUGAGAACAUUCGGAAAAGCAGGGCAAGUCCUGAUGCUGAAAUCACAUGGGCGGAAUACAAAUCCAUGAAAUUUACAUCUUGUGUCAUACAUGAGUCAUUAAGACUGGCUAAUAUAGCUCCGUUAUUAUUUAAGAAAGCAAGAGAGGAUGUUCACAUAAAAGCUUACACUAUCCCAAAAGGAUCAAAGGUCAUGGUCUGUCCUUCCAUUGUUCACCUUAAUCCUACUAUUUAUGAGGAUCCCAAUAUAUUCAAUCCUUGGAGGUGGAAGGAAAUCGCCGAGCCACUUGGUGGAGCCUCCAAAGACUUCAUGGCCUUCGGAGGAGGUUUGCGAUUAUGUGUUGGUGCUGAGUUUGCUAAGUUGCAACUGGCUAUGUUCCUCCAUUCCUUAGUUACUAAAUACACGUGGAAAGCGAUUAAGGGGGGUACCAUGGUGCUUUCUCCAGGGCUACGUUUUCCUGAUGGUUUUCACAUCCAGCUUAUCCGCAGAUCUUGA
Molecule: messenger RNA, 1398 nt
Organism: Triticum turgidum subsp. durum (durum wheat)
Lineage: Eukaryota; Viridiplantae; Streptophyta; Magnoliopsida; Poales; Poaceae
Source: the annotation of a GenBank genome assembly